Durotheca rogersii is the source of this 1371-nucleotide messenger RNA. RefSeq names its product ubiquitin-domain-containing protein. Gene Ontology annotation, cellular component: cytosol. The record is from RefSeq and is a predicted model, not a curated record. Gene Ontology annotation, molecular function: polyubiquitin modification-dependent protein binding. Bases 1 to 1371 code for a protein of 456 amino acids. The transcript is spliced from 2 exons. NCBI's taxonomy places the organism in Eukaryota, Fungi, Ascomycota, Sordariomycetes, Xylariales, Xylariaceae. Gene Ontology annotation, biological process: ubiquitin-dependent protein catabolic process.
AUGGCCGAAUCAGCCGAGGGCGGCUCUGACCCUCAGAUCACCUUCAAGGUGAGAACUUCGGGCGAGGCUCAGUACACCAUCACCAUUGCCGAGAGCGCCACCGUCUCCGACCUCAAGCAGAGGCUUGCCGGCCCGGACUACGAGAACAUCCCCGUCGAGAGGCAGCGCUUGAUCUACUCGGGACGUGUCAUGAAGAACGAGGAGCCCUUGAGCACGUAUAAGAUCAAGUCCGGAAACUCGAUCCACCUGGUCAAGAGCGCCGCGAGCAACCCGACGCCAGCUCCCGCCUCCUCGUCCACGUCGUCGUCGACACCCGCCGUUCCCCAGAUUCCCACCAACAUGGCUGCCGGUACUGCUAACAACCCCUUGGCCGGCUUGACGGGCGCGCGAUACGCUGGCUUGACGAACCUCCCGUCCGCCGACAUGUUUGGCCCAGACGGUGGUAUGGUGGGCUCUAUGAUGGACGAGGAGCAAUUGGCCAACAUGCUCAGCAACCCUCAGGUGGCUCAGCAGAUGAACGAGAUGAUGAAUAAUGACGCCUUCAUCGAUAUGAUGAUCCAAUCGAAUCCUAUGCUGCGGAAUAACCCGAACGCCCGCGAAAUCGUGCGAUCCCCCCUCUUUCGCCAGAUGAUUACGAACCCCGACGCAUUACGGAACGCGGCUAGGCUCCAGCGCAUGUUCGGAGGGCGACAGGCGGCCCAGAACGCAUUUCCUAUGCCCGGUGUCACCGACAACACCCCUGGAGAUGCGCCCGCGGGCGAUAGUGCGACGGGCGCCAACGCCCGCAGCGCCAGCCCGAAUCAGCCGAACGCCAACGUCAACCCGUUCAGCCCGGCGGCUUGGGGAAACUUCCCCUCCCCCGGCGCCGCAGGCGAUAAUGCCGCGCUUCCGUUCCCGUUUGGAAUAUGGAACCCGCACCCAGCUACGGGUCAGGCUGGCCAAGGACCUGCUAGUCCCGGCGCAAACACCGCAAGCGGCACGCAGACAGGAAGCGGUGGCGCUAAUGCUGGUGCAGGCCAGGGUUCCAACCCGCAGAGCCCGUCAAGUCAGCCACCUAACCCAUUUGCCAGCCUUUUCGGUGGUGCGGUCCCCGGCGGCAUUCCUGGCGCCGGCGCAGGAGCCGGCGCGAAUCCCUUCGGCGUACCGCCCAUGUCGCCCGAGGUUCUACAGCAGAUGAUGCAGGCGCUGGGUAUGGGAUCGGGAGUUAACCCCUCCGCUCCGCCAGACAACCGACCUCCGGAGGAGCGAUACGCGGAGCAGUUGAGACAACUCAACGAGAUGGGCUUCUACGACUUCGAUAGGAACGUCGCCGCCUUGCGACGAAGCGGUGGGAGCGUACAAGGCGCUAUCGAGCACCUCCUGAACUCGUAA